CAGCGGCAUUCACACGAAAUGAAAUGCAGCGUCUGAAAUUGAUACCCAUGCUUUCUCCAACGUUACAACGCUCCGUGUGCUCCCAUGUCCCUUUCUUAUUCUGCCUCAAAAUCAACUCCUUUACUUCUUCUUCUUCUUCUUCUUCUUCUUCCUUGCAAUGUUCACCUUGGACUGGUCUGCAAACCUGGAGAGAGUCCCCACUCAAUGAGAAUCGUUGCUGGGGACCCAAAGGCCCAAAACCUCAGCCGCUACAGUCACAGCCGUCUUCUCUUAACAGCGAUGACAGUCCAAUGGUGUCAUCAGCUUCCUCCCUUGCAGAGCUUGGUGCUCUGGUUCUCUCCACAAGUGACCCUCUCGCCAAAUCCAAGCUUUCCCAUCUUGCUUUUUCCAGGUGGCGCCUAGAGAACCUUCCAAUGGGCUGGUGUGAACCCCCUGCUCGACCCGCUCGCCCUCUCAAACCUCAACUGGUUUCCCCGAAAGAAAUUCCAGCUCCCAAGAACUCGGGUUUGCCUCUUAAUGCUUAUAUGCUUCAUAAUCUUGCUCAUGUUGAGCUCAAUGCGAUUGACUUGGCUUGGGAUACUGUUGUUCGUUUUUCACCUUUUAGUGAGACUCUAGGGGAGGGAUUUUUUGCUGACUUUGCUCAUGUCGCUGACGAUGAGAGUCGCCAUUUUGCUUGGUGUUCUCAGAGACUUGCUGAACUUGGUUUCAAUUAUGGAGACAUGCCUGCUCAUAAUCUGCUUUGGAGGGAGUGUGAGAAAUCAUCUGAAAAUGUUGCUGCACGUUUGGCAGUGAUCCCUCUAGUCCAGGAAGCUCGAGGACUAGAUGCUGGACCACGACUUGUGCAAAAAUUGGUUGGCUUUGGAGAUCUCAGGACAUCAGACAUUGUAGCUAGAAUUGCUGAUGAAGAAGUUGCACAUGUGGCUGUUGGAGUCCAUUGGUUUGUUGAUGUCUGUCAGAAAAUGGAUUGUACCCCAUCUUCUGCAUUUAAAGACUUGUUAAAAGAGUAUAAUGUGGAGUUGAGAGGGCCCUUCAAUUAUUCAGCUCGUGAUGAGGCUGGCAUUCCUCGUGAUUGGUAUGACUUACCUACAAAUGACCAGGAUAAGAAUAAGAAAAAGGAUAAAACCAAGAAGCUUACGGAGGUUUAUGAUAGGCUUGCUUCCAUAAUUUCCAUGGAGAGUGAGAACUCAAGUUUGAACAGGCCUUAGUUGUUUUGCUUCAGCAAAUGUUUUUGUCUCCUAGCAAUUGGGCACCACCUAAUUUGGCAUGUUUAGAGGAGAGAGAAAGCGCCAUCAUACUAGACCUAGAAAAGUGCACAUACAUUUUGAGUUAUUAUCUUUACCCUCUUCUUCAAUUUCUUUCUUUUUCUGCUCAACAGAAAAAUUCAAGUAGAAAAGCUGUUGUCAAAUUCUUGUAAGCUUCACAGUUGUUUUUUUUAUUAUUUGUUAAGAUGCUUCACCAUUAUAGUUUUUUCUUGUAAAUUUUGUACAUGCAUUUGUUAUAUGUACGAUUAUAGAAGUUUUCUCUCCUCUUUUCUGA
Molecule: messenger RNA, 1536 nt
Organism: Prunus mume (Japanese apricot)
Lineage: Eukaryota; Viridiplantae; Streptophyta; Magnoliopsida; Rosales; Rosaceae
Product: diiron containing four-helix bundle family ferritin protein, putative (Protein of unknown function DUF455)
Source: RefSeq, a predicted model, not a curated record